Molecule: messenger RNA, 1401 nt
Organism: Kalmanozyma brasiliensis GHG001
Lineage: Eukaryota; Fungi; Basidiomycota; Ustilaginomycetes; Ustilaginales
Product: AT hook-like protein
Exons: 1
Coding region: 1-1401 (466 amino acids)
Molecular function (GO): DNA binding
Source: RefSeq, a predicted model, not a curated record
AUGCCGCCGUCAAGGACGACAAGACCUGCUGCGCAGUGGGACGCAUCCGCAUCCACCAUCUUGCCGCGUCAGAGAGCUAGACAGGCCGGCAAUGUCUCGCUCAGCUCCACCGUCGGCGCGCCCACCCCAGGCAGGCCAUCAUCGCGCAACAUGGCGGACAACUCGCUCGCAUCUACGAUAGCCGCCUCGACUCCAGCUGGGCGCGGCCGUCCGUCUCAUCCAGCCAUGCAAGCACUCACUUCAGCAGACACGAGUUUCGCAUCGACAUCCUACGGUGCGCGUCCCGCCCGACCGCCUGGUCGCCCGCCCAAAUCCAUCCUAGCCACUCCGGCGGGUCGAUCGCACAUCUCCCCGCCGAACAGCGUCUCGUUCUCCGAUCAGCCCAAGCGUCGAGGUCGUCCACCCAAGAGUGCGAGCAGCCAAGCAUCGUCCUCCGUGGCAGCGGGCAAGAAGCGUGGCAGGCCACCUUCCUCGCGCGACACGUACACCGAGACCUCCUCCGUAGCCUCCUCGUCGCGUCGCGGUCGACCGCCGGGAAGCACCAACAAGACGAGACAACAGCAGCUCGGGCUGCCAAAGUCUCGAUCUUCGAGACCCGAACCCGAUCCGGAAUCCGACUCGGAGGUGUCCCUCAUCGACGGCGCUUCCGAAGACGACGAUGACGAGGAAGAGGAUGCGAGUCUGUCCGCAGACGAAGACGAGGUCCUGUCAUCUGAAGACGAGGCGCGGCAACGCACGAGCGGGAGGAAGAAGAUCAAGCGCAAAGGUUGGCCGAGCGAGAAGGAGAGGCUGCGCAAGUGGCGCAGGUUGAGCGUCGAGGAGCGCGAAUGUGUGACGUCGGAGGGUGGCUUGAUCUGGCGUACUGCCAUUCCGCUGCUCAAUUCGAUGCCCAAGAACAUCCGGUCUAUGGUGGCCGACAGCCUCACGCGCGCGCUCAACCGGAUCGACAGCAAGCUCGAAACGGGUCUCGUCCCACCCCUCGCGCGCAUUCCGCAAGGCAACAUCACCGCCUCCGCCUCGCGCCGCGAUUUGGCGAGUAGCAUGCUCUCAUGGCGUCUCGAAGAGGAAGGCUCGCUGCUGCGCGCUGAGAACCCGGAACAGCAGGUCGACAUGAUGGGUCUUGGCAUGAACGGCGACAUCCUCGAGCUCGAACAGAUGCUCCUUCCCGAGGCAGAACACAUUGUCGAGCUGAGCAAGACGCUCACACAUCAGUCGGAGCAUCUCGAACGCUCGACGGCCAACAUUGCUAGGCUGAAGCGCGACCGCAGGCUCAUCAAGACGGGCGGGUCGACCGACUACCCCGGCAAUCUCGAGGCGAACGAGAUGCUGUCCGUGACGAACCACAAUCCGGCGCUGGAUCCCAGCCUCUCAUCACUGCUGCGUCUCAGCACAAGAGCUUGA